AUGAACUCUAACGGCAAGAUUGCGGUCGGGAUCGACGAGCUGGGCAGCAUAUAUGAGCAGCUGCACCGAGAACUGGAAGAACGGAUCGAGCUGCAUCUACCGGGUGCCGGAGAGGCCGAGAAAUCCAACGAGGUGCGUGUGCUGGUGCAACGGUACCUGGACGACGUGGUGGGCAUGUGUGUGAAGUCCAUGGACGUCACAGACGCGCCGGACGGGGGCGCCGCUGGCGCCCUGGCGGCGGGCGGUGCGCCCAGUCACGUGACAGUGAAGAAACUGCUCGAGAAGAGACAGCGCCAUUACGUCGAACCGUUUGACCUCCAACUGCACGAGGAGGUGCGCGACAAGUACGGCGAGUGGGAGGAUUGGGUCGUCCGCGUGUCGGAGAUGCGGACGCGCGGGCCGUCGCAGAUCAACGCAGGGUACACCGAGAGGAAAGAAGCGUUUCUGCAGCUGAUCGACGAACGAAUAGGGCGAGCUCUGCUCGCCCUCGCCAGCGAAAACGACGACGCCCAUGACACGGGAGCGCCACGCCCCGACGACGUUGCCCGCUGGGAGGGCGCCAAGCACGAGUACAUGCAAGCGCUGGCAAGCCUGUCUCGCUGCAGCGAGACAGGCUUGAAGCAAGAGCUGGACCGUGCCAAGAACCUGGUGACCUACCUUGAGAACAAGUGA
Messenger RNA from Tetrapisispora phaffii CBS 4417, 672 nucleotides. RefSeq names its product MIND complex subunit NSL1 (gene NSL1). NCBI's taxonomy places the organism in Eukaryota, Fungi, Ascomycota, Saccharomycetes, Saccharomycetales, Saccharomycetaceae. The transcript has a single exon. Bases 1 to 672 code for a protein of 223 amino acids. Gene Ontology annotation, cellular component: kinetochore. The record is from RefSeq and is a predicted model, not a curated record. Gene Ontology annotation, biological process: mitotic sister chromatid segregation.